UGAUCCAAAUCAAACCGCAACCAAUCCCCCACCCCACCCUUCCUCCCUCUCACUCGCGCAGGUGCAGGCGCAGGGCAUCGGACCCACUCGCACCCCGCCGCCCAAUCCAAGGCGGUGCCGUCCUCGUGCGCGCUCGCGGUGGCCAUGACAGCGCAGGCGCUCGCGCCGCCGCUGCCGGAGCCGCGACAGCUCAGCCUGGCGGACCUCAAGGCCGUUUCCGUGCUCGGCCGCGGCGCCAAGGGUGUCGUCUUCCAUGUCGUGCCCAAGGGCGAGGGCGGCGCCGGCGACGUCCAUGGCGCUCAAGGCGGUCUCGCGGGAGGCCGCGCGGCACAAGAAGAGCGACGGCGGCGGGGGGACGGACACCGGAGGAUCUGGUUCGAGCGCGAUGGGCUCCUGGCCCUGCGCCACCUGCUGCUCCCCGCCCUCCGCGGCGUCCUCGCCACCGACACCGUCGUCGGCUUCGCCAUCGACCGUUGCGGCAGCGGCGACCUCAACUCCCUCCGACGCGAGUAGAUGUUCUCCGACUCCAUCAUACGGUACACGCUCAACCAACGCCCUUACACUACGCACCGCCGCAGGACAAAUUGGCAAGAUUUGAUCCGUGAACUCAUCCGUGAACACCGUCUUCUUCUUCGCGGAGCUGGGGCUGCUGCAGUAUGGUCUGGUGCAGUCCAAGCCCUCCAUGGUCGCCGCCUGCUGUCUAUGCGGCCAGGCUCACCCUGAAGAAGACCCCUCUGUGGACCGACACUCUGAAGCACCACACUGGCUUCACUGAAGCACAACUGAUGGAUGCGGCCAAGAUCCCUGUGGCCUCGUACUCCACAGCGCCUGACAACAAGCUGAAAGUCGUCUACAAGAAGUACUCGAGCGAGAAGGACGCAGCCAAUAUGUGCAAUUUCAGAAAAUUCUGCUUGUUCUGUAUGCUCCAUUAGUUUGUUCCAAGAACCGCUCAGGAAGGUGACUCAGCAAUCCAUUACAGAGUAGUAUGUGUAAGGUUCCUGGCUGCUGGGUGCUUGCUUAGCAUGGCGAUGGUGCCCUGCUUCUUGGUUG
Molecule: messenger RNA, 1050 nt
Organism: Triticum dicoccoides
Lineage: Eukaryota; Viridiplantae; Streptophyta; Magnoliopsida; Poales; Poaceae
Product: cyclin-B1-1-like
Exons: 2
Coding region: 145-513 (122 amino acids)
Source: RefSeq, a predicted model, not a curated record